CGCAGAGCGGCUCCAUGAGGGAGCCUUGAGGCGGUUUCCGGUGAAUGGCGGCGAAGGGGGCGAUGCCCGAAAUCCCCUUCACGAGGGUCGUGUCCGUGUCCAGCGAGGACCCGCGGCACCCGGCGCAGAACCUGCUGGACCCCGACGGCGGGGGGAAAUGGAGGGGGGCGGCGGCCGGGGAGAAACAGCUCAGCGUGGUGCUGGAGCUCGGGGGGUCCCGCCCCAUCAACUCCCUGCACAUCGGGAAUGACGGAGCCGCUUUCGUGGAAGUGCUCGGGGGGUCCUCGGCCGGGGGGGACUUCCAGGUGCUGCUCCCCUCCUCAGCCCUGAUGUCCCCCAGCGAGAGCCGGGCGGGGACGGGGCCCAGGCGGGUUCGGCUCUUUGGGCCUGAGCACCUG
Corapipo altera (White-ruffed manakin) is the source of this 398-nucleotide messenger RNA. Its product is annotated as DNA repair protein XRCC1-like. Gene Ontology annotation, molecular function: damaged DNA binding. The annotation marks the transcript as partial. NCBI's taxonomy places the organism in Eukaryota, Metazoa, Chordata, Aves, Passeriformes, Pipridae. The transcript has 4 exons. Gene Ontology annotation, cellular component: nucleus. The record is from RefSeq and is a predicted model, not a curated record. Gene Ontology annotation, biological process: base-excision repair; single strand break repair.